Molecule: messenger RNA, 231 nt
Organism: Trichophyton rubrum CBS 118892
Lineage: Eukaryota; Fungi; Ascomycota; Eurotiomycetes; Onygenales; Arthrodermataceae
Exons: 1
Coding region: 1-231 (76 amino acids)
Source: RefSeq, a predicted model, not a curated record
AUGGGGCCAGGCACUGUUUUAGAAUCCGCAACGUAUGGAGACCCGUCAAAUUGGGCUGAUGACGGCGAUAUAGCACAGUCUCCUCAAAUCGGGGACUUAACCACGUGGGCAAACACAGAUGAUGCAGGCAUUGUCCCAAUAUCCAACACCCAGACCACGGAUAUACUAGUAUUUCCUCCCUACGGCCAUCCGCUGUCCUGGGGUGGGAUGGUGGAUGAGGGAAGCUUUUGA